This is a messenger RNA of Medicago truncatula (barrel medic), 959 nucleotides long. Its product is annotated as ribonuclease 1. Gene Ontology annotation, biological process: RNA catabolic process. The transcript is spliced from 4 exons. Lineage: Eukaryota; Viridiplantae; Streptophyta; Magnoliopsida; Fabales; Fabaceae. Gene Ontology annotation, cellular component: extracellular region. Gene Ontology annotation, molecular function: ribonuclease T2 activity; RNA binding. The record is from RefSeq and is a predicted model, not a curated record. The coding region runs from base 89 to 775 and encodes 228 amino acids.
UAAAACCAUUUCAUAAUUGUCACAUACAUUCAACACCAUAAAACCCCUCACUUACUCUUUUCAUAAUCACAUUAGUCACAAAACAAAAAUGGAGUCCAAAGGAUCAGUUUUAAUUAAGCUUCUAUUGCUGCUGAAUGUAACAGUUCUAUGUGCUUCACAAUCACAGGAUUUUGAUUUCUUUUACUUUGUUCAACAGUGGCCAGGAUCAUAUUGUGACUCAAAAAAGAGUUGUUGCUACCCAACAACUGGAAAACCUGCUGCAGAUUUUGGAAUUCAUGGUCUGUGGCCUAAUUAUAAGGAUGGCACAUACCCUUCUAACUGUGAUCCUAAUAACGCUUUUGACCCAUCCCAGAUAUCUGAUCUCAAAAGCAAUUUACAACAGAACUGGCCCACACUAGCAUGCCCAAGUGGUGAUGGAAUUCAAUUCUGGACACAUGAAUGGGAGAAACAUGGUACUUGUUCAGAAUCAGUUCUUAAGCAACAUGAUUAUUUUGAAACAACUCUCAACUUGAGACAAAAAGCAAACCUCCUUCAAGCUCUUACAAGUGCAGGAGUACAACCUGAUGGAAAUUCGUACAGCUUGAGCAGCAUCAAAGGAGCUAUACAAAAUGCAGUUGGGUUUGCUCCAUUCAUUGAAUGUAAUGUGGACUCAUCUGGCAACAGUCAACUAUAUCAAGUUUAUUUGUGUGUGGACACUUCUGGAUCAAACUUCAUUGACUGUCCUGUGUUCCCCCAUGGCAAAUGUGGAUCUGAGAUUGAGUUCCCAACUUUUUAAGUAGAAGAUUCAACAACAAUAAUGUAUCUUGAAGUUCAUUUAUGAUAUGUAUGGAAUUGCAGUGAUAAUUGAAUUUGAACUUGUUUUUUAAUUGAAUGCUUGCAUAUGUAAUAUUCUGGCCAAAAACAUGUACUCCCUCCGUUCCUUUUUAACUGUAAUGCAACAUUAAAUGAUGUUUUAUCAA